CAUCUACAACAACAAACAAUCCAACAAUAUCAACAGCUGUAACUUCAGAAUCCACAACUCUUACUUCAACAACAAUGUCUACAUCUUCAGAAACAGCUGCACCUGUAACAACAUCAACAACUACAGCUUCAUCGACAACUGAAAUUCCCACCACCACAGUUGUGAGUACAGAAACCACAACUAUUACUUCAACAGUGGUGCCUACAACAGCAGAAACCACGACUGCAGCUUCUUCAACCACAUCUACAACAACAAAUAAUCCAACAACAUCAAGAGCUGUAACUUCUGAAUCCACAACUCUUACUUCAACAGCAAUGACUACAUCUUCAGAAACAGCUGCACCUGUAACAACAUCAACAACUACAGCUUCCUCAACUGGAGCUGUACCUUCCACAGUGACAUCAGCUCCUAUGUCAUCUGAAGCUCCAAGUACAACAACAUCUCAAACCACAUUGCUUCUUACAACCACAUAUACUUUAGCUCUCACAUCUGCUGUUGUGACUUCAGAAGCAACAACGCUUACCUCUUCAACAAUGCCUACACCAUCAGAAAGUACAACUACACCUGCAGCAAGCACAACUGCAGCUUCCACAACCACAGUGGGGCCUUCCACUACUGUGACUACAACUUCAGAAACUACAACUGCAUCCUCAACAUCAACGGCUUCCUCAGCUGCGAUAGUUCCUUCUACUACUUCUUCAUCUCCAACCUCAUCUGAAUCUCCACUUCAAACCACAUCAACAGUUGUCAAUCCUGCUCCAAUAAGGUCUACAACUUCAGAAAGUACAACUGCACAUACAACAUCAACCUCAGCUACCACAAUGGUACCUUCAACCAUUACAUCAGCUGCAACCUCAUCUGAAGCUCCAAGUACAAAAACAGCUGAAACCACAGUGACAUUUGCAGCCACAACUACUGAAACCUCAACUCUUACUUCACCAACAAUGUCCACAACUUCAGAAAGUACUCCUGCACCUGCAACAUCCACCAUUACAGUUUCCUCUUUUAUGACUGUACCUCCCACUGCUGUGUCAUCUUCAGUCUCAUCUGAAACUACAAGUACAACAACACAAGGUCCAGAUAUAUCCACAAUUACAGCCACAACAACAUCUGCAAUUUCAUCAACAACAGUCAAAACCCCAACUGCACCCAUUACAACCAUGACUGUUCUUCCCACCACUACAAUUCCAGCUGAUAUCUCAGCUACAACUACAAGCACAACAACAGCCACCAUUCCAAGCUCAACUGCAGCUCAAACAACAACUGCAUUUCAAGUAACAUCAGGAGAUCUUUUAAAAACAACUGUCGCUUUUACCAGUACAUCUUCUGCUCCAGCCACACUUGCACUUUCAACCAAAACAACUUCAAGCCCAAAUAUGGAUUCAGAAACUACAACUGCAUCAACAACUACCACUGGAAUUAUUACAGGUUUCACUAAUACAGCAGAAUUUCCAGUAGUUCCAAUAACAUCAAGUUCAAACACAAAUUCGUCAACAUCACCAGCAUCUACAAUUCCAGGUCACACAUCCAUAAAAACAACACCAGCUGAAACUCUUACUAGCAAUACUACACCUCUGAACAAUACAACAAAAGCAGAUGCAACACUUCAAAGUACUUCAAGUUUGCAAACAGAAACUUCAAACAUACCCAAAACGUUGUCAACAAAUGUGUCCGGUGCAGCAACAGUCACAACCAAAUUGAUAUUCUCAUCCUUGUCAUCCCUGCCCACUGAAACUUUGGUCCUAGAUGCUAUUAGUACUCUUCUUAAAUCUAGAGAGUCCAAACUCAAUGAAUCACUGAAGAUUGUCAGCUUUACCUAUCAGAAAAUCUCUGAAACUUCCUAUGCUGUCAUCUUUAAUAUUAUUUUGAAUAAUAUCAGCAUGCCUGAGGAUCCUGAGCUAAGAAACAGCAGUUAUGUGCAAGUGCAAGAUGUUGUCAAUGAUGCGCUGAACACUCUUCUGAAUGAACCUGGCCAGCAAGUUUUCAAACCAAAAUCCUCCAACUUCACGAGCACUUCAAACCAGAUUGAUGGCAGGAUGGAAUAUAUCUUCCAGGAUGGAGAUGCCAUACAACCAAUCAGCUUCCUA
Molecule: messenger RNA, 2087 nt
Organism: Sinocyclocheilus grahami
Lineage: Eukaryota; Metazoa; Chordata; Actinopteri; Cypriniformes; Cyprinidae
Product: mucin-5AC-like
Exons: 4
Source: RefSeq, a predicted model, not a curated record